UGACGACACCGGUGAGGGCUUUCGGGCGGGGCCUGGGACAGGCAGCCCAGGGGUCCGCGGUUUCACAUCGGAAACAAAACAACGGCUGGUCUGGAAGGAACCCGAACUGCGAGCGGAGGUGGCGGCAGCAGCGGCGGCGGCAAAGAAGCGUGUACCCAAUCUGGGAGCCUGCAAGUGACAACAGCCCUUGAGGUCCUUAAGACAGCUUGGCCUGGAGGAGAACACAUGAAAGAAAGAACCUCAAGAGGCUUUGUUUUCUGUGAAAAAGUAUUUCUAUACGGUUGCUCCAAUGACAGAGUUACCUGCACCAUUGUCCUAUUUCCAGAAUGCACAGAUGUCCGAGGACAACCACCUGAGCAAUACUGUACGUAGCCAGAAUGACAACAGAGAACGGCAGGAGCACAAUGACAGGCGGAGAGUUGGCCACCCUGAGCCGUUAUCUAAUGGACGACCCCAGGGUAACUCGAGGCAGGUGGUGGAACAAGAUGAGGAAGAAGACGAGGAGCUGACAUUGAAAUAUGGCGCCAAGCAUGUGAUCAUGCUCUUUGUCCCUGUGACUCUCUGCAUGGUGGUGGUAGUGGCUACCAUCAAAUCAGUCAGCUUUUAUACCCGGAAGGAUGGGCAGCUGUACGUUAUCCAUGCCUGGCUUAUUAUAUCAUCUCUAUUGCUGCUGUUCUUUUUUUCAUUCAUUUACUUGGGGGAAGUGUUUAAAACCUAUAACGUUGCUGUGGACUACAUUACUGUUGCACUCCUGAUCUGGAAUUUUGGUGUGGUGGGAAUGAUUGCCAUUCACUGGAAAGGUCCACUUCGACUCCAGCAGGCAUAUCUCAUUAUGAUUAGUGCCCUCAUGGCUCUGGUGUUUAUCAAGUACCUCCCUGAAUGGACUGCAUGGCUCAUCUUGGCUGUGAUUUCAGUAUAUGAUUUAGUGGCUGUUUUGUGUCCAAAAGGUCCACUUCGUAUGCUGGUUGAAACAGCUCAGGAGAGAAAUGAAACACUUUUUCCAGCUCUCAUUUACUCCUCAACAAUGGUGUGGUUGGUGAAUAUGGCUGAAGGAGACCCGGAAGCUCAAAGGAGGGUAUCCAAAAACUCCAAGUAUAAUGCAGAAAACACAGAAAGGGAGUCACAAGACACUGUUGCAGAGAAUGAUGAUGGCGGCUUCAGUGAGGAAUGGGAAGCCCAGAGGGACAGUCAUCUAGGGCCUCAUCGCUCUACACCCGAGUCACGGGCUGCUGUCCAGGAACUUUCCAGCAGCAUCCUUGCUGGUGAAGACCCAGAGGAAAGGGGAGUAAAACUUGGAUUGGGAGAUUUCAUUUUCUACAGUGUUCUGGUUGGUAAAGCCUCAGCAACAGCCAGUGGAGACUGGAACACAACCAUAGCCUGUUUUGUAGCCAUAUUAAUUGGUUUGUGCCUUACAUUAUUACUCCUCGCCAUUUUCAAGAAAGCAUUGCCAGCUCUUCCAAUUUCUAUCACCUUUGGGCUUGUUUUCUACUUUGCCACAGAUUAUCUUGUACAGCCUUUUAUGGACCAGUUAGCAUUCCAUCAGUUUUAUAUCUAGCAUAUUUGCAGUUAGAAUCCCAUGGAUGUUUCUCCUGUGACUUUAACAAAAUCUGGGGAGUACAAAGGUGACUUUCCUGUGUCCACAUCUAACAAAGUCAAGAUUCCCAGCUGGACUUUUGCAGCUUCCUUCCAAGUUUUCCUGACCGCCUGCACUAUUGGACAUUGGAAGGAGGUGCCUAUAGAAAACAAUUUGAACAUACUUCAUCGCAGUGAACUGUGUCCCUCGGUGCAGAAACUACCAGAUUUGAGGGACAAGGUCAAGGAGACAUGAUGGGCCCGGAAGUUGCUGUGCUCCAUCAGCAGCUUUCCCUCGGUCGCAGGAAGAUUUCACCAACACUGCGGACUCUCAGGACUACCGUUACCAAGAGGUUAGGUGAAGUGGUUUAAACCAAAUGGAACUCUUCAUCUUAAACUACAUGUUGAAAAUCAACCCAAUAAAUCUGUAUUAACUGAAUUUGGAACUUUUCAGGAGGUACUGUGAGGAAGAGCAGGCACCAGCAGCAGAAUGGAGAGGUGGGCAGGGGCUCCAGCUUCCCUUUGACUUUUUGCUGCAGACUCAUCCUUUUCAAAUGAGUCUUGUUUCCCCUCCUCUUCGAGUCAAGUCAGAUGUGUAGAUUGACUUUGGCAAUUUUUGUUCUUAAGCACUGACACUUAUUACCAUCUGUGAUUGCCAUUUCUUCCCAAGGCCAGUCUGAACCUGAGGUUGCUUUAUCCUAAAAAUGUUAGCCUCAGGUUCCAAAUUCAAUACAUUCUGGAAAUCACAGAACUAUUUCCCAUCGAUUCUCUAUCAUCCUGAAGUCAAUUUUGGAUUUUCCACCAAAUUCUGAAUUUGUAGACAUACUUGUAAGUUCACGUGCCCUGGAUGCCUCCUCUGUCCUCAUUCUUCUCUCCCACACAAGCAGUCCUGUUCUACAGCCAGUAAGGCAGCCCUGUUGUGAUAGCAGAUGAUCCCGUUAUUCUAGGGUUUUACUCUGUAUGAUGAAAAGAAUGUGUUAGGAAUUGGUGCUGUCAGCCCUGCUCUCAGACCAUUUCCAUAGCAAAUGAAAUGUAUGCCCAAAGACAGUAGAAUUAAAGAAGAGUAAAAUGGCUGUUGAAGCAC
Messenger RNA from Cebus imitator (Panamanian white-faced capuchin), 2656 nucleotides. It is a transcript of the gene PSEN1, whose product is annotated as presenilin 1. NCBI's taxonomy places the organism in Eukaryota, Metazoa, Chordata, Mammalia, Primates, Cebidae. The transcript has 11 exons. The coding region runs from base 290 to 1555 and encodes 421 amino acids. Gene Ontology annotation, molecular function: cadherin binding; beta-catenin binding; aspartic endopeptidase activity, intramembrane cleaving. Gene Ontology annotation, cellular component: endoplasmic reticulum; perinuclear region of cytoplasm; nucleus. The record is from RefSeq and is a predicted model, not a curated record. Gene Ontology annotation, biological process: negative regulation of apoptotic process; intracellular signal transduction; calcium ion transport.